ACUUCCUUGUUUUCUCCGAAAGCAUCCGGAUGAUUCCGGGGGUUGACGUACGUGCAUGCAGAACUGAGAUGGUGAGAGCGAGAGAGAAAUGGAAAGCAAAAAAGAAAAGUUAUUUGCAGGAGAGGAAGGCUUUUCUUCAGUGAAAGAUGAACACAGAUUGAACAUAACACUGGCUACAAAUGCUGAGGGUUGGAACACAACAGUGAAUGGCCAACUAGUUAUUGAACUUGCCAAGGAUCCAAGAGUGAAGGUCAGUGGACUGGUGCCAAACAGCUCUCAAGAGCAGAAAGAACAAGCCAAACAGUUAAAUAUUAAGCUUGUUGAUGCUAAAAAGCGAAUUGGUUUUUCGCCAGAGGAGCGGUUGUCUUUUCCACCUGACAGUCUUGAUAUUGAUAUUUUGAUUAUCCACUCUUAUGGACGUGACCUCGGUAAGCAGGCACAGGUUGUUAAGGAGUCCAAGAAGUGCAAGUGGCUUCAUGUUCUACACACAGUCAGUGAAGAACUGGAGAAGUACAUGGACAAAGAAAGAGCUGGCCCAUCAUCAAGUGUAACAGACUCUGAACAUCAGCUGCAACUAGAAUUAUGUAAAGAAGCGGACAUUCUGAUUGCAGUUGGUCCUAAAGUAGCUGAUGCUUUCAAAUGGGCACUGUGCCAUUGUGGAAAGCAUAUGGAUAUCAUUACUUUAACCCCUAGUGUUAUCCAGGAAUUAAUUGAUGUUCGCCCACAUCAUGAAUCUGGAGAAGUAUUCCGCAUAUUGAUCAGUGGGACAUAUCCAGCCAAGUAUUUCAAAGUGAAAGGAUGUGACAUUGCUGCUAAAGCAGUCUCAUUGUUGCAAGACACUUCAUACUCGCUCAUGUUUAUCGUCACACCCAGGGAUGAUGCACAAGACCUCCAAAACCGUCUCGUCAAGGAAGGUAUCAAGUUAAACCAGUUCACUGUCCGACGUUUCCACAGUAGCACGGAAAACUGGAGAAAGCUACUGUGCGAAGUGAACCUUGUCAUCAUGCCCUCAAGAACUGAGGGCUUUGGAACAAGUAGUCUCCGUGCUAUUUCAGCUGACCUGCCUGUUCUUGUCAGUGGGAAUUCUGGGCUUGGCAUGACACUGAAGAAGUUGCCCGCUGGAAAAAACCAUGUUGUGGAGUCAGAUGAUCCCCAGGAGUGGGCUGACAGGAUAGCACAGGUUAGAGCAAUGGAUGCCAGGAAUCAGUCUGCAGAGGCAAAGCAGCUACGCUCAGAAUACAUGGAGCGAUUCAGCUGGAAGGACCAAUGUAGCAAUCUUGUGGACAAAAUGAUGAUGAUGUUCCCAAACAAACAAGAGGGCAUUAAGAAAUGCGUUGAGCACACUGAGGAAAGUGAACAAGGGAAGAACCUAGAGCCAAAAAUCACAAGCUUUGAAACUGAGAGAGUGGUAUAUGAGGAAAAUUUCAACUUCAUCACACGAGGGACGAAAAAGUUAGGCCUUGCAGAUAUGAAUCUCAGCAAAGCAGGAAAGAGUGAAUUUGACCAGGUGGACAGUCCAAGAGUCCCACUAGCUUAUGUUGCAGAUAAGAGGUCAAGUGCAGAUCAGCUAAAAAGCAAUCGGCUCUCAACCAAAGUCAUAGACAUUCCUUAUGCUAUUCUAGGUAAGGUUUGCUUAAAACUAAAUGCAAAAGAUUCUAUGUUUUAUAAAGAUUAUCGUUUGCUUGGAGAAAUGAUGGGAUAUAGUAAAGAUGUGACACGAGAUUUGGAACGCAAAGAUAAUCCUACUGAUGCACUGCUUCAACUGUGGUCCAUAAAGCCUGAGGCAACUGUGCAAAAUCUCAUUGCAUUAUUGAGAGACAGUGAUCUUGAGCGAGUGGAUGUUGCAACAAUUCUGGAGGACUGGGUAGAAAGGAAGGGUUCAAAAUGAGCAAACAAAAACACUAGUAUUCAAGGAAUACACCCUACAACCAGCUUCUCUUCACUAAAUGCAAGUUGUUAAUGUUUGUUAACUUCCUAUGCCUGAAAAAGGCCCUGUUCAAUCCUUGUGGCCCAUCUGGCCAAUGCUUAUUUUUGGUUUCGUAGCACAAAACAACAGGAACAUUUCUAUCUCCAGGUAUUCCGGUUUCCCCCUCUCCUCAAAAACCAACAUUUCUAAAUUCCAAUUCGAUCUGGAUUAUUGUCGGGCACUAUAUCAUGAGCCUCUGGCUCGGGUGAUUGCGCAAGCACUCCCUGUGUUUGACAUUAAAUUUGUAUUUACAUUUUGCAUUUAUUUACCUGCGAACCUCCAAGAGUGACAAAUCUGGCUUCAUGUGCGGCCAUUUUUUGCUUGUCUAAUGCAAGAACGCACAAUGACAUGAAGGCAAGGCAGUGUUAAUCGUGGAUUUUUUAUAUUCAAACAAACUUUUAGAACAGUCAUAUAAUUUUCUCCUGUCUAUAUUUUUUGUGGAAAAGCGGAAGACUCCCAGCCAAACCAGGAGACCAAAACCAAUCAGGCUGAAGAGGCUACAAUAUGGCCAUCAGCUUUCUCGUUUUUCCAAAGUUUUCGAGGAACAUUUAGAAACAAAUAAAUAUAAAUUAAAUUCCUAAGAAGACUAAAAGGAAGACAUUAAAAGUGUGUAGACAUUAAAUAUUAAUCUCAAAAUUGUUGAAAAACUGAUGCGAGCAUAUGCAAUUGUAAAUUUCAAGCGACCACUCAGUCCAUCCAAUCUUUCUUAAGCUAGAAGUUUAAAUACUAGAGGUCAUACCGUGUAGAGACAUUGGAAAUUUCAGUUAGAAUUCUACUAAAACAAUUACAUUAUGAGCUUGAGAUUUCUAUGAGGAAUAAAGUUUAGUUCUGGCCUCAUCAACUAUCACCUCAUAGAAAUCAUGAGCUAUAACUAUUAUUAAUUAUAAGUCAUAAGAAAAUUGCUGUAACAGCUAUGACUAUAAAAUAAUGUAAAAUUAUUGAAUAAUUAUUGAAUCAAGUGGAAAUGCAUGGCAGAAAAAAAAAAAAUAAAAAGGUAGUAGGUGUAUAAAAUAAUUAGACUUAUCACAAGUCGACCUCAUUAGUUUCUGGGUAGAAUAGCCACGGAGCGGAGCGACACAAAGCGCGCGAACUUGACAUGAUUACCCUUAGAAAUCAUGCACCGCGGUCAUAUAUGACAUAACUA
This is a messenger RNA of Orbicella faveolata, 3110 nucleotides long. RefSeq lists its product as uncharacterized. The record is from RefSeq and is a predicted model, not a curated record. Lineage: Eukaryota; Metazoa; Cnidaria; Anthozoa; Scleractinia; Merulinidae. Gene Ontology annotation, biological process: signal transduction. Gene Ontology annotation, molecular function: protein binding.